CCCUGAGUAGCUGCUCCGGGAGCUGUGGUGCCCUCUCCUUCUCCCUUUGGCUCCUCUCCUGCUGCCUUACAGUGCCCCCAGAGCCGGCUAGGGGCAUGGACUUCACCUCCUGGUCCUCUCUUCCUCAGGUAUGGCGUUGACGGUGGAUGUGGCCGGGCCAGCGCCCUGGGGCUUCCGUAUCACAGGGGGCAGGGAUUUCCACACGCCCAUCAUGGUGACUAAGGUGGCCGAGCGGGGCAAAGCCAAGGACGCUGACCUCCGGCCUGGAGACAUAAUCGUGGCCAUCAACGGGGAAAGCGCGGAGGGCAUGCUGCAUGCCGAGGCCCAGAGCAAGAUCCGCCAGAGCCCCUCGCCCCUGCGGCUGCAGCUGGACCGGUCUCAGGCUACGUCUCCAGGGCAGACCAAUGGGGACAGCUCCUUGGAAGUGCUGGCGACUCGCUUCCAGGGCUCCGUGAGGACAUACACUGAGAGUCAGUCCUCCUUAAGGUCCUCCUACUCCAGCCCAACCUCCCUCAGCCCGAGGGCCGGCAGCCCCUUCUCACCACCACCCUCUAGCAGCUCCCUCACUGGAGAGGCAGCCAUCAGCCGCAGCUUCCAGAGUCUGGCAUGUUCCCCGGGCCUCCCCGCUGCUGACCGCCUGUCCUACUCAGGCCGCCCUGGAAGCCGACAGGCCGGCCUCGGCCGCGCUGGCGACUCGGCGGUGCUGGUGCUGCCGCCUUCCCCGGGCCCUCGUUCCUCCAGGCCCAGCAUGGACUCGGAAGGGGGAAGCCUCCUCCUGGACGAGGACUCGGAAGUCUUCAAGAUGCUGCAGGAAAAUCGCGAGGGACGGGCGGCCCCCCGACAGUCCAGCUCCUUUCGGCUCUUGCAGGAAGCCCUGGAGGCUGAGGAGAGAGGUGGCACGCCAGCCUUCUUGCCCAGCUCACUGAGCCCCCAGUCCUCCCUGCCCGCCUCCAGGGCCCUGGCCACCCCUCCCAAGCUCCACACUUGUGAGAAGUGCAGUACCAGCAUCGCGAACCAGGCUGUGCGCAUCCAGGAGGGCCGGUACCGCCACCCCGGCUGCUACACCUGUGCCGACUGUGGGCUGAACCUGAAGAUGCGCGGGCACUUCUGGGAGGACGCUUGUGCUAUGGAGGGAAUGAGAUUGUCACUGGAAGCUUUGGAGGGGAUGGUGGAGGGCGCCAAGCGGAGGGACAGGAGGAAGACCAGGAGACCCAUCCAGCCAAGCUGGUGAGACAACCUCUGAUCCUGAGGACCGGCCGCCCACCAAGGGUUGGGCCCCCGGGGCCAGGUUGAUCUACCGACACCUUCCACUUCUUUCCUGGGAGAGACUGCUGGCUUCAUUGGUGAUUGAUUUGGAGGGGGGAAAAAGGGCAGGGUGGCUCAGGCUUUAGGCCCAGGUACUGGGGAGGCCUGAGGAGCCCUCCUGGAGCUCAGGAGGCCGAGGCUGCCUUAAGCUGUGAUCAUGCCACUGCAUUCCAGCCUGGGAGAGAGAGAGGACCUGUCUGUUGAAAAAAACACAAAAACAAAUGAAUGCAUGUGGCCAGUGCCAGGUGAGCUGCCCUGGGGGUUCACUGGAGUUGAGGCAGGGGACAGUAGUCUCCCCUGCCAGCCUAGGAUUUUGGGCGUCAUUCACCCACUACCCCUAGUGCUAGUCCCAGAGGAUGCUGCGGAGGGGGCAGCCUCAGCUCUCUUUUCAGAGAAGAUCAAAGCUGGGCUUCCCAGGGUGCCUGGCUGGUCCCUGCCGGCAGCUUUGUGCUCUCCGGCUCUUUGUGAAAGGAAUCUUGGCGCAGAUGUUUGUGUUGCCUCCUCAGGCACCUGUAGAUAUAAUUUACACCAUGAUAUCAUUGUCUCACCUUUUGCCUGGGUGGCUGCCUGAGAAAGGUCUUUCUUUUUAUAGAAAAGAUCAAGGCUGUCUGGCGCGGGACUCCAUGAGCCCCAGGCGCUGGUCAGAAACGGGGUAGUCUCUUUGGCGCCACCUAGUGUCCAGUUUGGCCCAUGGCGGGGCCCAUUCACGGGGCAACACUGGGCUUCUGGGCACAGCGGGAAUACAGAAAGAUACAGCACUCCUCAUGCCUUCCUGGAGGUAGAAGGCCAGUGGCAGCGACUGAGCUGGCAUGAAUGAAUAAGAGGAUGUGGCACUGAGCGCCAAGGGCUACCUUGGAACGCACCGAGGAGCGUCCCGUGAGUUCAAAGCAGUGGCCGUGAUGCAAAAGGAGGGCUGGGUCUUGGAGACGUGGAGAAGAGGAAUGCUGAGUGAUGGGGUGGCUGCUGGGGGGAUGCUUAGCUCAGAGCAGUGGCUGAUGGGGACACUGAGAUAAGAUCGGAGGGGAGCUGUCAAUGCCAGAAGUGGUUUGAACUUCCCCUUGAGGCUCUAGGGACAUUUUGUUUUGAGACAUGGUCUUGCUCUAUUGCCCAGGCUGGAGUGCAGUGGUACAAUCUUAGCUCACUGCAGCCUCCACCUCCCAGGCUCAAGAGAUCCUCCCACAGCCUCCCAGGUAGCUGGGACUACAGGCGUGCACCACCACACCCAGCUAAUUUUUAAGUUUUUUUUUUUUUUUAAGAGAUGGGGUCUCACUAUGUUGCCCAGGCUGGUCUCGAACUUCGGGCCCCAAGCCAUCCUCCCACCUUGGCUUUCCAAAGUGUUGGGAUUACAAGCGUGAGCUAACCUUGCCCAGCCUCUGGGAACACUUGGAAGGUUUUAAGCAGAGAAGUGACAGGUUGGAAAAGAUGGUUUGGAUUAUUGAUAUGGACAGAUUCCCACCUGUAUGUAGCACGCCAUGCUGGGCCAGCAGUGUCAUAGGAGUGGAGGGGGAUAAGUGGGGACUGGGGACAUGUGAAAUGAUGGGCAUUCCAGUGAGGCAUCGAAUGCCUUCUGAGGGCUUUGUAGGUUCCAGCUCAAAUCCCCCUCUGGCUCUUGUUCUUUGGUGUGGCAGCCAUCUCUCCUCCCAGGGGUCCUGAGGGUUUCAGCACCAGGGUUCUCUGCAGCCACACAAUCAGCCCGGCUCGGGAGCAAACUCCCCUGGAAGAACGGAGUUAUGAGUUGGUCAGCAGAGGAGGCUGGGGACAGGCAGUUUUUGGUCUUUUACCUCUGAUCUUGUCCCCAACCUAAGCCAGCUAGCUGCGUGCUCCCACUCCCUCUGCCGCACGCCGCCCGUCUAUGUUCCCGGACUUUGUCCAGUGCAGUGCCCUCUUCCCUUCCUGCACUGAGGAGAUUAACUGAAGUGACAGAUUAGAGUUAGAAGUGGCCCAAAGGAGCAUCUGGUACAACCCCCUUUGGUUAGAGAAGGGAAAGUGACUUUUCCAAAGCUGCACAGCUAGACAGUCAUAAUGGCUAAGCUCUGGGGGUGCUUUUGAUGUGCUAGGGAUACUUCCAAUGCUUUAACUCACUUAAUCCUCACAACCCGAGAUAGGUACUGUUACCAUCCUCUCUGCAGACGAGGAAACCGAGGACCAGGAGGUUCAGUAAAUGGUCCAAGUACUCCUAGCUAGUAAGGAAUGGAUCUACAGCCUGCCUCCCAGGUUUCUGGCUUGUGGGGGGCAGAGUUUGUCCCUCUGUCAUCAGAGGCAGCCUUCCAGGCACAGCUCUGGUCACCUCUGGUCACAACUGGAGGUCACCACAGCCCUCCCCAGCGCUCUGUAGGCUCUCAGCUUUGUGCUUCCUCCCACGGGUACUAGCUCCAGCUGAGCUUGCAGGAAACCCACUUCCUGAAGCCAGGACUUCCCCAUGGGAAGUGCAGGGGCCACUGGGCAGCCUGAGGGCUGACCCUGCUCAGGACACUGUCUGUCUCAGGAACUCAUGGCAGUGGUUUACCUUGUCAGGAGUGCAUGGACGGGCUGCCCCUCCCAUUCCUUCAAGCAUCACUCAGAGAGCCCUGGCCUGGCUCUAGGCUUGGGACUGCGGCUGCCACAGGAAGGGGGCAUCCCCCUACUUUGGGUGUUGGGUCAGAUCCUGCCCCCGUGCCCGCCAGGGCUCAGGUUCCUCUGAGCUGGUCCUGGGCCAGGACGCAUCUGCAUGGCGGUGGUGGGGAGGAGGGGUGCGCCAUGGCCUGGAGGGGAGUGUGUGUUGGGGUGUGUGUGUGGAGGUUCUUUUGAGUCACACACAAAGCAUUGUGCUGAGACACUGCAUUCCUGCUGGCUGGGCUUCCUGUUUCCAGAUGCAUUCCUGUCCCAGAGUCACCACAGAGACUGUUUGGAAUCCCGCCCCACAUUCUCCAAAUUCAGGGCGCGAUCUGGCAAAGGCUCCCUCCCCCACCCUCUUACUUUGGAGGGAGUCUGGGCUCCCUCCUACCCAGGGAGGGCUGGCAGGGCUCUGGCACGGCCGGGGUGUGAUUCCACACAUCUUCUUGGUCUUGCAUAAGGCAGUUCCUGGAGACCCAGCACUCUGGUUCUCUCUCUGCCUGUGAGAAGCGGAAUGGGUACUGUCUAGGAGGACUGGGCAGGGUGGGGGCAACCCAGAGGACCCAUGGCUAGCAGGGAAGGGCCUGGGCUUGAAUGUGACUCUGUUGAGACAUGGCCAGCAAUUCUGGCACUUGGCUGUCAUUCGGCUGGCCUGCGCAGAGAUUGGCUGUGGGCCUCAGUUUCCCCAUUUUAUAAAGUUUUAAAAUCUGA
Molecule: messenger RNA, 4608 nt
Organism: Homo sapiens (human)
Lineage: Eukaryota; Metazoa; Chordata; Mammalia; Primates; Hominidae
Gene: PDLIM2
Product: PDZ and LIM domain 2
Exons: 10
Coding region: 131-1231 (366 amino acids)
Biological process (GO): protein catabolic process
Cellular component (GO): cytoskeleton; cytoplasm; nucleus
Molecular function (GO): ubiquitin protein ligase binding
Source: RefSeq, marked reviewed